Molecule: messenger RNA, 3285 nt
Organism: Musa acuminata AAA Group (dessert banana)
Lineage: Eukaryota; Viridiplantae; Streptophyta; Magnoliopsida; Zingiberales; Musaceae
Exons: 2
Coding region: 742-2991 (749 amino acids)
Molecular function (GO): calmodulin binding
Source: RefSeq, a predicted model, not a curated record
GGUUGCGUCUGUUUGCACUUCUCUCGGGCGAAGAAAGCACGCUGCAAGCGGACAGUCUCCUCGAGACGCCACCGUUGCGCGCACGAUCCUGGAAAGGGGAUCCACCGGUUCCUCUUUUUCUCCUCGCUGUAGCACACGGAAUUCGUACAAUGAUGCGAUAUUGACGAGUCUUUCGCAGCUUCUCUGACUGUCUAGCAGAGACAUAGUCUUCGUGUAAUCCGGAGGUAGUCCUUCUCUGCUUCGCUUCCACCGAUCGGUCUUUCUUUGGAUCCGGAUCGACCUUCUCCCCUCUUCUUGAUUUCUGCGACAAACCUGCGUUUGCAGACUGCCGCAACUUUCAGAUGAUUCUCCUUUUCCCUCCUUUUGCAUCCAAAAAGAAGUCUCCGAAAUCAAAGAAUUUGAUGCCGUUUGUUGUUCUCCUGUCGAGUAUUUCUGAGUUCUUGAUUUCAUGAUGGUUUUCUCCCUUUAUUUAUUUUUUUCUUUCGGAGACAAGAAGGAAUAUGGCGUUCUUGUUCAUGUUGGUGGAGGGAGUGGUACCGAGAUUGGAUCUUGAUGGCUGUCACUUAGAUAUCUGAAUCGGUUUCUGGUAGAACACUAAGGGUGUGGUGUAGCUUUGUAAACUAUUGGGACUGUUCGUACUCGUUCGUUGCUUCGACGUACACAGAUCUUGCAUCAAACCUUUCUUCCUUCUUCUUUAAUACGAGAAGUCUGCAUUUCUCAUACUAAGUUUCCCUGUUUUCAAUGAGUGAAGAAGCAAUGGAGAGGGUUAUUGAACCUGUAACCCCUGAGGUACCAAAGCCUAGAAGUUCCGUAGGGAGAAACUCAACAGGGAAAACGAAAUCCAGAGCCUCACCAUCUUUUCCGGAAGGUGAGGAAAAGCCUCUUCCCCAUUACCUCAGAUCCUCUACAAGUUCUUGCCAUGAUUUUUGCAAGUAUGGAAAAAAGAAUGAUCUUGAAAUCAAGAAAAGACAUCCUGUUCGUCAGAAGUUUUUGGCCAAUAAAGAGAUAUCUGAAGAUGGAAAUAAUAAAACGAAUGUUGCAACCCAACAAGAGAAGCAGAAGAAAGAAAAUCCUAAGCCAGUGGUGUCUAAGGAAAAAAAUCAAGGCACCAAGAAGCCUGUGGUUGUUGAAGAGAAUGAUGUGCCACCAGAGAAGAUAAUUCAGAUUUCUGACUCACUUGCAAAUCUGGGAGAUGGAUCAGUUCAAGAAUCCUCAAGUUAUAAGUUUAAUUUUCCUUCAGAUGACCAGGCGAUGGAUGCCUUUCUUGGGCAUUCACCUGGAAGUCAAGCUGAUGAAACAUUAGAUGCAUCAACUAGCAUCAAGCUAAUGACCCUAUCGUUCGUCUCGACGAGCAAUGAAUCUACCAAGCAGAAACCAAGUAAUCGAUCAGAAAGAUCAUCUGAGACGAAUGCAAGCAUCAAUCUUGUUCAGAAAGCAACUGAGAAUGGUGAGCUUGCACCUACGGAAGAAUCAUCUGCUGAACCUGUUAUAAUAAAGUUUAUGAUUUCAUCAUCAAUGCAUAUGACUGUCAUGGAAGACAAAGGAUCUGCUGAGCAUAUAGCAUCCUGCCGAUCAUACACAUCACCUGAUGAAUCGAUAGGAUCACUCAGAUCAUCUGAUUUACUCUCAAGCAUGAAACCUGAGAAUUCUGAGGAUGUGACGUCGGCCGGGAAUCGACAUGCCAAUGGUGCAGAAGGAUAUAUCGAGGAAGAUAUAGCUGUGAAACAAGAAGCAACAUGUUCCACUGGAAUGGCUACAGGUUCAUUUGUCUAUCAAGAGGAAGGAUUAUCUAAGAAAGGAAAACAGGCAAGUGGGUCUGGUAUGGGUGUCAAAGCAAAGAGAGAUGCGGACAAGAUCAAGAGACCAAACAAAGUAGUAGGUGCUUCCAACAGACCUAAAGUCAUUAGGCAAGCGAAGACCGAUCUAUCUGGGGGGCCAGAUGGCAGGAUUGCACCAACUCUACGGAAAACAGUAUCUUCUGUCAAGCCAGAGACUAAACAGAGGAUGACACCUGUAAUUCCUAGAGUAGUCAGGAAAAAAGCUACAUCGGCGAGCAAGGACCAUGAUGCAUCUGUUCAACGUGCCACCUCGAUAAAAAUCAAGAAUCUCUCUUUUAAAGCUGCAUCCCAAUCAACUUCUUCAGGAGGACUCACUCAUAGGAACAAGAAGAUAACCCAAGUUUCAAGUCAGCCAGAUCGAAGGGAGAAAGUACUGGGCCAGUCAUUAUCUUCUCGGUCGCUGAAGCCUCAUACUAGUAGAGUCUCGACCACAAAGUCAUGGAUACACAGGAAUGUGAGGCCUGCCUCCCAAGUGAAAAAUGAAACAAGAUCUGGAAAACCAGCAAAGAAGAAAGAAGCGUCAAGUGUUAGUGAGCCGAAAUCUGAGAAAGUAAAUCUCAAGACUACGAAGCAAAAUCUGAAGAAGCACAAUUCGCAUCCAUCAGAUGAGAAAGAUUGCAACUCUGGGCCUAAAUUAGGUGAAGUGAGUAAAUCUGGUUUGCAAAAAGCUGUAACACAGAGAAUGUCUAGUGUUAUUUCAAAGGGUGAAAUCCAGAGCAAAAAUAGAAGAACUGCAACUGUUGACUCGGGAGAUAAAAUUUCCACGGCCUACAAAUUAAAGUUCAGCAGAGGUAAGGUUAUUAGCUUGCAACAUGAGAACAAUGCUCCAAGAAUACUCAGAUUUAGGUUGGCUAGAACAACAAGCAACAAGAAAAAUUCUAAAGGAGAUGUACAGACAAAGGGCUACAGGAGUGGGCCAGGGCCAGGUUCCGGUGGCUCAUAUACCCCUGUAUCGAGAGCACCUACUGUUGUUUUGAGACAUCAAGAUGUGCGGGAAAAGAAAGACACAAAAGGUUUGUUGAAUCAGGUGAUCGAGGAAACUGCAAGUAAACUUGUUGAGACCAGGAAGAGCAAGGUGAAGGCCCUGGUUGGUGCUUUUGAAAGUGUCAUCUCUCUCCAAGAAAGCAAAGGAGCUUCGCUUGCAGCUCCAUGAAUUCUUUGUGAUGCUUAGUUUUGGCGACUGUUUGGCAUAUAAAUUUCUACCUGCGGUAUUGAAUCUUUAGGAGAUUGGAUUGCAAAACAAUAUGCAACGAACAGAAGGUUUCCAUAUGUAUCAAGAAACAGGAAUAAACUUGAGAAUAGGCUCAACAGGCUUAUUAAUUGUUCAUAGAAAUUCUGUCCCUUGUUUUCCUACUUGGGUAAUAAUUGGACGUUGCAUGUUCCAUACUCAUCAGAUCCACAUAUUUUUAGUGGUUGAACAAUAAAUAAGUUGUGUAUUCUUUUGUUC